Molecule: messenger RNA, 2374 nt
Organism: Esox lucius (northern pike)
Lineage: Eukaryota; Metazoa; Chordata; Actinopteri; Esociformes; Esocidae
Gene: e2f5
Product: E2F transcription factor 5
Exons: 8
Coding region: 133-1272 (379 amino acids)
Biological process (GO): regulation of transcription by RNA polymerase II
Cellular component (GO): RNA polymerase II transcription regulator complex
Molecular function (GO): DNA-binding transcription factor activity, RNA polymerase II-specific; RNA polymerase II cis-regulatory region sequence-specific DNA binding; protein dimerization activity
Source: RefSeq, a predicted model, not a curated record
CUGCUGUCCUCUUGAGGUAAAUAAACCGAAUGAGGAAAACUCACGUUUCUGUAAUCCAUUAGUUCACGACAGAAAAACGAGCUGAACAACUAUACUGAGAGAAGAAACAUUUUUUCAUCCUGGAGUUCGACAAUGGCUGAGUCUAUGUGCUCGAGUAUGCCGAACUGUGGAGUAUCAAGUCGCCAUGAGAAAAGUUUGGGGCUCCUCACUAUCAAGUUCGUGACUCUACUCCAAGAGGCUAAGGACGGCGUACUUGACCUGAAAGUGGCUGCAGACAGCUUGGCGGUGAGACAGAAGCGGCGUAUCUACGACAUCACCAACGUUCUGGAAGGCGUUGGGCUGAUCGAGAAGAAAACCAAGAAUAUUAUACAGUGGAGAGGAGAGAACCUGGGCUGCCAAACGGCUGAGGUGCUCCAGCAGGUGGAAGUGUUGAAGGCUCAGCUCUGUCAACUGGAGGAGCAGGAAAAAGAGCUGGACAGCCAGAAAGCCUGGCUGGAGCAGAGCAUCAAACACAUAAAUGACGACCUCAUCACUAGUAGAUACAGGUACGUGACCCACGACGAAGUCUGCGACGCGUUCACUGGAAACACACUCCUGGCUGUGGUGGCCCCCUCGGGAACGCAGCUGGAGGUGCCGGUCCCCGAGACGGGUCGGAGUGGCCAGAAGAGGUACCAGGUGAACCUGAGGAGCACGUCGGCUCCCAUCCGGGUGAUGCUCAUUAACAAAGACUCUGGGACCUCCAGGCCCGUGGUCUUCUGCGUGCCUCCCCCCGAGGACAUGUCCUCCAUGCCCACGCCGCCCACUACCCCCGCUGGUAUGCAGAGGUUCCCGCUCGCCUCCGUCUCUGCCCGGCCCCCCGGCCCGGCGGCACACGACGCCUCUGGCCAGAAGGUGGCGCCACUGCACCAGUGUGACGAGGACCUGACCCCAUCCUCCACCCCUCCGGACAUACACAUGGAAUGUCACCCCCAGUUGACAACGCAGCAGUCGUUGAUCGGCACGAUCCAGCAACCGCCGGGGAUUCUGGGAGGACACUUAGGGCAGGACCUCCAGUCCAUGCUGGACAUGGGCAGCCUGUUGAAACUUACCAACGCAGGAGACCAGAUGAAGGAAGAGAAAGAGGGUGUGGCCGAUCUAAUUGACGAGCUGAUGUCCUCUGAUGUGUUCCCUCUGCUGCGUCUGUCUCCGAAUGCUGGGGUGGACUACAACUUCAACCUGGACGACAACGAGGGGGUUUGCGAUCUGUUUGACGUCCAGAUCCUCAACUACUGAGGCAUGUGGGGGUCUCAUGUCUCCACCACCGGGGUGUUACUUCACUUUCCCCAUGAUGUAAUGUUUUAUUUUCUAUUAUUUGGGUUUUGUUCUGUUAUUUGUGCACUGCCUAUUUUGAAGCCAAUCGUUGCACUGUUAAUGAUCAGUUUGGGAUCAAAGGGGUGUUUCCAGCCCCUUAGAGAUCACAUACCUAUUAUGCCCGACUGUCAGUCAUCUCAAUUUAAAUGGGCAUACAAACCGCAGUGCGGGUAUUUUCUUCUAGUUUGGUAUGGAAGUACUGUGUCCGGUGAAAGGAGAACCGGGCUACAUUCUCUGGACAGAUGGGAGUUGGCCCUGUGCCUGUUCAGACGUCCAUCCUUGUGUUUUUCCCUACCUCCUAUGGGGUGUUUGUUGGCUAACCAGCCUUUCAGUUCCACGCGUUCCCGUGUGGCGUUCCCGUGUGGCAUUGCUCUGCAUUUACAGAUGACCUGCAUGCGUUCCACAGCGGCCUCACGUUGCGUCGGUGAUGUGUGUGAUUAGCACUACAUUUACAGGAGUAAUAUAUGGGUGUUCAGUACGGACGGACGACAGUGAUUUGUGUCUCCGGUCAUACAGGUUUUGGUUGAUACGGUUUGAUGGUCUCCCGACCAGGAUUAGUAGUCGUUUUGGAUUCAUCAAUGCACUGAUGCUCUCUCUACUCUGCCAUGCAAUGUGAAGCUACAUCUUACUUCAUAGUUUUUCUUCUCAUCAGUUCUGAUCAAGAGCCGUAAAUGUAGGUUACUGAUUUAGCUUUGUUUGUGACACUGCCAAUAUAUGCUUGAAAGUAAUUUUCUUUAACUAUUUAUAGUUAUUUCAAUCGGCAUACAUGUUACGUAAUUUGAAAGAUAAUUAUUUUUGCAAAACUGAAACUUUUGAACUUCCUGAUUUUCCUGGGGGUUUAAUCUGCCUAAUGACAGUUAUUGGUCUGAAUUUUCAGAGACCAAAAAUUGGAGUGUCUUGUUUAAAGCACUUGUGGGUUGGUUCCUGUCCUAAUCACAGUAGUAUUUUGUUUUUUUCCUAAUUUGUUUUCAUAUUGUAUUUGUACAUUUUGUUUCAAAGUUUUAUAAUAAACAUGUUAAACAUA